UCCUAGCAGCCCUUGAUUGAGUUGUAACUUUUGGCUUUUCCCAGGCGUCCGGCUUGUUUCACUAGUCCCAUUUUGACAGGGCUAUCUAUACUUCUCGCUCAGGAAAUCCCAGCAAAUCAAUACCAAAAUGGUGAUCAACAUAAUUUAUGGUGCGCUGGAAGCCAUCUCGAAUGCAGUCUACACAACAGUGGCCACUGUUUGGCACAUUGAACAGGCCGUGAUCAACCUGAUGAUGUCCACAUUUCUGUUCAUACUGGGCUUGGUCUGCCACCCGAUUAUGGUGAUUCCAAUGCUGCUGGGCUGCUACUAUAUUUUGCGCAACUUUUGGUUCCGCCGCACAAGGAUGCCGACCACCAGGCUGGAGAGCUCGUUGGAUGGAGGCGAUGGCGAACCGAGGGCUGGGUUCCGCUAUCGCAGCUUCAAAAACCACUCCAAUCUUGCAAAUGACUCACCCAAGGAAAACUGACCAACUACUACUAUAAACUAUAAACAACACGACACGACGAACACAUGAUUCUUUUCGGCUUAUUACCUUAAAAUACGCAGAUGUUGGCAAAUACACGUGCGGAUGUUAGUGCUCUUAAAA
Messenger RNA from Drosophila gunungcola (fruit fly), 586 nucleotides. RefSeq lists its product as uncharacterized. The coding region runs from base 128 to 466 and encodes 112 amino acids. The transcript is spliced from 2 exons. Lineage: Eukaryota; Metazoa; Arthropoda; Insecta; Diptera; Drosophilidae. The record is from RefSeq and is a predicted model, not a curated record.